Diplodia corticola is the source of this 1896-nucleotide messenger RNA. RefSeq lists its product as uncharacterized. NCBI's taxonomy places the organism in Eukaryota, Fungi, Ascomycota, Dothideomycetes, Botryosphaeriales, Botryosphaeriaceae. The coding region runs from base 1 to 1896 and encodes 631 amino acids. The record is from RefSeq and is a predicted model, not a curated record. The transcript has a single exon.
AUGGGUAGCAUUGCUACAAAGUCAGACGGUGAACUCAAUGACAUCAACGCUACGGAAGUGGUGGCAGCUUCCGAAAGCUCAGAUGAUCAAUAUGGAGCCCCCGAAAUUGAUGACGAGAACGUUGACGCAGGAUCAUCUUCCUCCUACGACGCUACGGAGUUGAUGGCAGCUUCCGAAAUCCCAAGGGAUCGAUAUGAAGCCUCUGAGAUUGACGACCAGGAGGUGGACGCAGAGUCUUCUUCAUCCUAUGGAAGAGGUCGUGAAAAUCUCGAUGGCCAAGCUUAUCAAGCCGUGGAAAGCCGGGACAUUGAUUCGCUGGAGGAUGAUAGCGGCUCGGCACCAUCUUCUGCGAUUUCGGGAAAGGAAUUGCUACUCUAUCGGCUCAGGACGAGGGAGAAAAAGGGCAAAAAUUACGGGCAGACUCGUAGACGUCUUCCAUCGUCUAGACUGAAUAGAAGCAUCAGUGCCGACGACAUGGAGGAGACCUCGCAGGAGCACGACGAAAGACCUCUUACUCCGUGUCCGGAGCCACCACGCCCUAAUUCGGCGCCAACGGUCCAUCAAUCUGAAAGUGUAUUUGACUGGAGUGACGACUCGAGUCAAUCUGAAGACGAGGAGGAUCUGUCCGAGAUCGAGCAAGAUCAGUCCGAAGACAAUCAGCAGGAGAGCGUGGUACCUGGCCCAAAUCCCGGGUUUCAAGCUAGAAACGACAAACAUAAACCGGAGACCGGUUCUUUAAAGUUCCAAGACAAAGAGUUCAAAACCAUCAAGAGUCCUAAGGAAGCCGAUUUUUAUCUGAACGAAGAGCGCGUUCACUUCCGAAACAGGGAGAGAUACAAUUGCGGCCAUGAUAUCGACCACUACUCAUGGGAGGGCUUCGACAAGCGUAAAGAGAACGUGGAAGACCUUGAAUGGGAAGUGUCGGAACAAAUAUACGACAACCAGAUGGAAGAAUCACUUGAUGCGGUAAAGAGAUGGGGAUCUUACCAACGGGAGAUGCUAACAACUUGGUGGAAAGAAAAGAUGUCAUGGUGCAUCACAAGAGACAGAUGGGUCGACGAGAGGACAAAGUUGAAAGACGAGAUCAAGCUACACAAGGCCAAGUUACACAUGGCCGAGCAUAGCAAUCGGCGGCCAGAGACCGAGCUGGAUCUCACCUUUGGGGAAGCAAUCGCCGUCUCUCCCACUGCCCAGGACCCGCUAGAAACCUACAGGAUGGAUGGAGAGUCUUGGUGGAUUUCUCCUGAUUCUACCGAGCAAGUAUCUAGCGAAGAAUCAUCACUAGGGGGCACGGCAUUCAACGACAGCAUGAUACCAACUGGACUGGAGCAAGCCUCGGAUUCCGGGCGGCCGUGUCGCUGCUGCGGAGCCGAGUAUGGAAGUUGCAAAUGUGCCAGCAAUUACAGUCCAGAGGAAGUUGAAGAUUUGAGGAUGGAGAACCAAAAGCUGAAGUGGAGACUGGAGCAACAAAAUCAGAUGGAGCGGCUCAGGAAAGCGGCCAGAAAUCAGCCGAGCAGCCGGAAAUGGGAGCGGAUUAUUGGAGAUGUGGCUGGCAAGAUUGAAAGAAUUCAGGUGGAGCUUCUCGCAAAGCGGAUUCAGCUUCUUUCCAUGGAUGGAGCGCUUGCGCUUGAAGGAGGCGACGUGACGGUGUCUCUGUCCAACAUCAGCACAUCGAUACUGCACAAGCCUUUCACGCGGACAGAAGAGCUUGGCGAAAGGGGAAGGGUCCGACGGGAGGUGGUGGAGCAGCUAUCCAAUAGCGUAGGAAUCGAGUGUAGGGAUGGAUCGAGAGGAGAGUCGGGGGAUAGGUGGACGUUGUAUGACAUGGAAAGGACGAGGCUGUUCUACGAGGACGCUACAGAGGAGCUAGUCGCUCGGGUUGAGCGUCGGGAUUGA